GGGUCAUGGCACGAGUAGUUAAAUAAAAGAGGUAUGGGAAUCGCCUAGGGUUUACGUCGCUCUCCUAUUCUCAAUUCUUUCCUGGACGACAUGGGGAGGAGGCCUGCAAGAUGUUAUCGCCAAAUCAAGAACAAGCCAUACCCAAAAUCUCGAUACUGCCGUGGUGUCCCAGAUUCUAAGAUUAGAAUUUAUGAUGUUGGGAUGAAGAAAAAAGGGGUCGACGAGUUUCCGUUCUGUGUCCAUCUUGUCAGUUGGGAGAAAGAGAAUGUCUCAAGUGAGGCAUUGGAAGCUGCUCGAAUUGCCUGCAACAAGUACAUGGCCAAAUUUGCUGGGAAGGAUGCUUUCCAUUUGAGAGUGAGGGUUCAUCCCUUCCAUGUUCUGCGGAUCAACAAGAUGCUUUCAUGUGCUGGUGCUGAUAGGCUUCAGACUGGUAUGAGGGGUGCUUUUGGGAAACCUCAAGGAACAUGUGCAAGAGUCAACAUUGGUCAGGUCCUGCUUUCUGUGCGUUGUAAGGACAGCAACAGCCAUCAUGCACAGGAGGCCCUCCGCCGUGCAAAGUUCAAGUUUCCUGGUCGUCAAAAGAUUAUUGUUAGCAGGAAGUGGGGUUUUACCAAGUACAGCCGUGCUGAUUAUCUGAGGUGGAAGUCUGAGAACAGGAUUGUGCCAGAUGGUGUCAAUGCAAAGCUGCUUGGGUGUCAUGGACCAUUGGCAAAUCGUCAACCUGGAAGAGCUUUUCUACAUGCAUCAGCGUAGACAACUACCUAGAAAAUUUUGAAAUGCUCUCCAAACCCUUUUGUUGAACGUAUUUCUAGUUUAUUAUUGUAGUUUGCUGUGUAUCUUUCCCUAGUGGAACAUAUUGUGUUAAGGUUAUUUGGUUUUGUGAAUUGUUAUUCACACCAUGGCACCGAGUUUGUUAUGGAAUUGCAGUUUGUUAUUGUUUCAAUUUUGUUGCCUUGAGAUGCCUACCUUAUUGAUGUG
Molecule: messenger RNA, 978 nt
Organism: Theobroma cacao (cacao)
Lineage: Eukaryota; Viridiplantae; Streptophyta; Magnoliopsida; Malvales; Malvaceae
Product: large ribosomal subunit protein uL16-like
Biological process (GO): translation
Cellular component (GO): ribosome
Molecular function (GO): structural constituent of ribosome
Source: RefSeq, a predicted model, not a curated record